ACAGUCAGAAAAAGUUGGACUGUUUUUGUUUUUAUUCACCAACACCACCAAAACGGGAGGAGAAGAGAAAAAAAAACACACAACGAAAUUGUACCGCAAGCUGUUUUGACCCCGUUUUAGGUUCCGCUAAAAGUUAGUCACCACUAUCAGCUAACUUCUAACGCGCAGCACGUGCCGGCAUCCGGCAAUACGAACACGCACUGCCGUCGGUGAGAUCCCCCGAAGGGAGAACAAAAGCGGCAUGGAAUCGAACGAGCGGCCCCGCACACUGUCGCAGUACAAGCGCUUUCAAACGAACGACGAGGGCCGGAAAACGUUCUCCUCCAUUGAUCAGAUAAAAACCGAAGCAUCGAUCGAGCGGAUCUACGACCGGUACGAGCAGCUGGCGGCCCUCGACGCGACCCUGCCGAAGCUGCUCCGGGGGGACCAUGCGCGCUACCUGCAGCUGUCGCUCGAGCGCCUCUCGACCGCGUACGAAAGCCUGGACAGUAGCCGGCCCUGGAUGGUGUACUGGAUACUGAAUGCGGCCAGCAUCCUGAACCUGCGCUUUCCGCACGAGCUGCUCGACCGGGUGGUGGACUUUCUGGCCAAGUGCCGCGGCAAGGACGGCGGCUUCGGGGGCGGACCGGGCCAGGAUCCGCACCUGGCCACGACGUACGCGGCCGUCAACUCGCUGUGCAUCAUCGGCACCGACCGGGCACUGAGCGCGAUCGAUCGGCCCUCGCUGAAGCGGUUCAUGUGGUCGGUGCGGGAGAGCAACGGCGCCUUUCGGAUGCACGUCGGCGGGGAGGUGGAUGUGCGCGGCGCUUACUGCGCCAUCUCGGCCGCCAAGCUGUGCUCCUUCACGCCGGAGGACGAGCAGCGGCUGUUCGAGGGCACGUCCGGCUGGAUCGCGGAAUGCCAAACGUACGAGGGUGGGUUUGGCGGCGCGCCCGACCUGGAAGCGCACGGCGGAUACUCGUUCUGUGCUGCGGCCGCCCUCAUGCUGCUCGGGGGCGAGAAUCGCUGCGACCUGAAGGCGCUGCUCCGGUGGACGGUGAACCGGCAGAUGGCGUACGAGGGCGGGUUCCAGGGCCGCACGAACAAGCUGGUCGACGGGUGCUACUCGUUCUGGCAGGGCGCGCUCGUACCGAUCGUGCAGGGGCUUAUCGCACGGGCGGAAGGCAACCAGAGCAUCAUGAACGUGAGCCUGUUCAAUCGCUACGCACUGCAGGAGUACGUGCUGAUCUGCUGCCAAAGACCCAACGGCGGGUUGAUCGAUAAGCCGGGCAAACCAGCCGAUCUGUACCACACCUGCUACACGCUCAGCGGACUGGCCGUCGCCCAGCACUGCGAAACACACAGCCCACCGCUCGUGCUGGGCGACGAGCGGAACGAGGUGCUGCCGACGCACCCGGUCCACAAUAUUCCACCCAAGGCAGCGCUGGACGCUUACCGGUACUUCCUGGAGCUCGAUCAACCCGGAUCGGCCAGCGAGGAGAAGCACUGCAACGGCAAAUCGGUCGACCCGAUGGACGCUUGUUCGGAGAACGAGUCCGACCGGCAAACGUCCGAGGACAGCAGCAGCAACUACACGAGCAGCCGAGCGUCGGAAUAUUAAGCAAUGCGUGCGGCCCUCAUCUGUUUGCUGAUUGAGAUACUUGAAAGACAUUUUUAGGGGACACCUCCUCUUCGGUAGGUUCGGUUUUGUGAUUGCUCUUUUCUUUUCUUUCUUUUUUUUUAAUAAACUGCAAAAUGUACCAAUCGUGCUUUACUCCACCACACGCCCGUGAGUGCAAAUAGUCGGCAAUAGCUUACAGCAAAUCCAAUGAAUCCACAAGCAAUCAAUCUCGAAAAGCGUUGUUAUAGAGAUGAGGCAUUAACUCUGCGCGGCCUACUGCUGGAGGUGUAUCGCCCCCUUUUUCUUCCAGUAGUUGUGCCCUCUGGCAAGACCAAAUAAUAGUGGGGCAAGAAAGCAAACAAAAUAGGCCACCACUUUUCUUUCUCAAUUUGCUCAAUGUAGGGGCACACAGUUUUCUCACAACCUCUUUUUUCCUACAACAAACAAAAAAUUCUUAAUUAUGAAAAUAAAAAUAAAAUACACCAAAAGAAGUUGUUUUUUUUAUAAAUAAAUCAAUGAUUUUAUUUCUUUUCUUCUUCUUCGCUUCUCUGCACUUCCUAAGAAUGGCUUUUUUUGUUGUUGUUGAUGAUGAUUUCACGUAUCAUUUCUUUUCUUUGUUUCGUGUUUCGUUUUGUCAUCGUCUCAUUUUUUCUCUCUAUUUUCACCUGUGUGUUUUACAGGUAAGAGUAGUAAAUUUGCCAUAUCUUGAGAAAUGUUGCUCAUCAUCAAUAAUAUAUAUUAUUAAUUGCAUGUUUUCCUCCCUCCGUACAACUAAUAGUAUAUUUCACAAUACAACACACACACCACAUUUCACAACGUUUUCUCUCUCACACCUUCUUUUCUAAAUCCAAACCCUUUCUUUUUUCCAUGCUUCUUGGCUCUGAUCUAUCUCCGUUUUCUUUUCUCGUUACCUCUCCACCACUCAUGCCACCACGCAUUUUCUCGCUCUUCCUCCUCUUGCCUUCUUGCUCUCUUUCUCAUUUGUUAUCACUCGCUCUAUUGCAUCAUAUAUUAACACCUCGGUUCUCGCAUUUACUUUCUUCCUUUUUUUUGGUGGCAUGUUCGCGUGGCGUGGUCACUUUUCGAUCUCUUUCCCUUAUCCACUGCCUACUACAUUUAAAUCCUUUUUCCUCUUUCCUUUUUAGCUACACUUUACACGUUUGUUUUUUUAUACUUCUUAAUGUUGCACUUCUCUGUUGUGGUUCUUCUCUCGUUCUCUCCUCAAGGGUUGUUGGCUUUUUUUUUAAAUAGACGUGAAAGGAGCGAAACUUCGUGUUCGUGUUGUUUUUGUUGCGAUAUCGUGUAGAAAGUGUGUUACA
Messenger RNA from Anopheles merus, 2919 nucleotides. It is a transcript of the gene Fntb, whose product is annotated as protein farnesyltransferase subunit beta. The coding region runs from base 242 to 1600 and encodes 452 amino acids. Gene Ontology annotation, cellular component: protein farnesyltransferase complex. Gene Ontology annotation, biological process: protein farnesylation. NCBI's taxonomy places the organism in Eukaryota, Metazoa, Arthropoda, Insecta, Diptera, Culicidae. Gene Ontology annotation, molecular function: protein farnesyltransferase activity. The transcript has 3 exons. The record is from RefSeq and is a predicted model, not a curated record.